AUGGCGCAUCCUCAACCGCCCGGCGCCGAUGCCGCCACAAGCACCACAACCGCCGCCGCCGCCGGCUCAGCACCAUCACCAGCACCAGCACCAGCACCUUCGCCGCCGAAACCCCGUAACCCGGCCCUCAGAAUGCUCGGCCUCCCCGCUCUUCCCCGCAAGCUCCCGUCGCGCAACUGGCUCAUCUUCUGGGCCGUCACCGGAGCCUUCACCAGCGCCGUCGUCUACGACAAGCGCGAGAAGAAGCGCGCCACCGCCAAGUGGCGGCGUGCCGUGGAACCCCUCUCCCGGGAGCUCGUCCGCCCGGCCAACGCCUUGCCCCGGAAGCUGACCGUGUACCUCGAGGCGCCCCCAGGGGACGGGCUGCGCGUCGCCCAGGACCACUUCAUCGAGUACGUCAAGCCCGUCCUGGCGGCCUCGGGCCUCGACUGGGAGUUUGUCCAAGGCCGGCAGCAGGGCGACGUGAGGGCGGCGGUGGCGGAAAACAUCCGCCGGUCGCGAAUGCCCGGCGAGCGGCCCCAGGAGAAGCUGGCCCCGACCAACGACGCCGUCGUCCAAGACGUGAGAAGGAAGAUGGGCGUCAAUGACUACGAGGGCAUCAGAGGCGACGUCGUCGUCGGCCGCCACACCUGGAAGGAGUACGUGCGCGGCAUCCACGAAGGCUGGCUGGGUCCCCUGGGGCCGUCGCAGCCGUCGGAACCGACGCCCGAGCCGGCUGCCGAUGCGGCGCCCGGCCCGGACGACAAGGACGCCAAGGAGGAGUCGCCGGAGAAGCAGCCGGAGAAGCAGCCGGAGAAGCAGCAGGACAAACAGCCCCCCCGGCCUGCUCAGCCCCGGCCGCACAACACGACCGACGACUACGAGGCCGCCGCGCUUCCGCCCGGCAUCCCCGCCGAGUUCGCCCCCUCGGCCGUCAUCCCGCUGCCCCAUCGUCUCGGCUUCUCGCAGACCCUAGUCCGCCUCGGGCGCUUCCUCAACCGCCGCCACCUCGCAGACGACAUUGGCCGUCAAGUCGCCGCCGUCUGUUUCGCCGCCGCCCGCGACUGGCGCGAGGCCGACGGCCAGUACGAGCAGCAGCGCGUCCUGGAACACGAGGAGCGAGACUGGCCGUCGAGCACGUGGAAGACGGAGGAGCCCAAGACGGACCCGCACCCGGACCAGGACCAGGACCAGGACCAGGAGGCGGCCGCUGCCGAGCCUCCCAAGGAACGAAUAUGGGCGUCUGCCAUGGUCCUUGACCCCCGGAUCGCCGCGCGCAUGCGCCGUUUCGAGAUGCUGCCCCAAGAUGAGGCGCGCGCCGCCCAGGUUGCCGUCCCGGAGGAAGAGGUCGAGGGCUGGAUCAAGGGCAGCCUGAGGAGCCUGUGGCGAUGGGGAGCCAGCUCGUUUGAGCGCAAGCCCCGGGGUCCCAACGUCGGCCGCCUGGACGGUGACUAG
This is a messenger RNA of Ustilaginoidea virens, 1434 nucleotides long. RefSeq lists its product as uncharacterized. The record is from RefSeq and is a predicted model, not a curated record. The coding region runs from base 1 to 1434 and encodes 477 amino acids. NCBI's taxonomy places the organism in Eukaryota, Fungi, Ascomycota, Sordariomycetes, Hypocreales, Clavicipitaceae. The transcript has a single exon.